AUGCUUGUCGAGGACAGAGUCGAACUUCAAGCCCAAUGUUCUGCCAUCCCCUAUUCUCGACAAAAGACUGCCAUUCCCUCUAGAAGAAACAAAUUAGUAAAGAAUUUUCUUAGUUUCCUUUAUGCUAGUGAAUCUUGCGAAGCCACUCCUUCAACAUUGUACAUUCCUGAUGAAACAUCUUCUUUAUCUAUCCCAUCAAUCGAUUUAACACUUCUUCUUGAUCAUGCCCCUACUUUUGCCGAUCUAUCAAAUGAUUUUAAGACUUCAGUUCCUUCUACUGAUCUACCAGCCGACUUUAAGACUUCGAUUCUUCCUCCCGAGCCCCCUAUCGACAAAGUUCCUGUUGCUUCUCCAAUUAUUUCUUCUCCACCUUGGCCAGCUGAUGUUGAGCCGGAGGAGCAUUUGACUAAGAAGAGGCGGAUGAAGUCUCCUCCUACCUCUGAAUGGUUAAAAUUUAUCUUUCGUCCUGUUCUGAAGGUCCUAAGCAUAUUUGUUGAGGAUUGGCUCUAA
Ilex paraguariensis (yerba mate) is the source of this 510-nucleotide messenger RNA. Lineage: Eukaryota; Viridiplantae; Streptophyta; Magnoliopsida; Aquifoliales; Aquifoliaceae. The record is from the annotation of a GenBank genome assembly.